Messenger RNA from Platichthys flesus (European flounder), 5738 nucleotides. RefSeq names its product phosphodiesterase 1C, calmodulin-dependent b (gene pde1cb). Lineage: Eukaryota; Metazoa; Chordata; Actinopteri; Pleuronectiformes; Pleuronectidae. Gene Ontology annotation, molecular function: 3',5'-cyclic-nucleotide phosphodiesterase activity. Gene Ontology annotation, biological process: signal transduction. The record is from RefSeq and is a predicted model, not a curated record. The coding region runs from base 1 to 2277 and encodes 758 amino acids. The transcript is spliced from 19 exons.
AUGGGCUCCGUGACUUCGGCCCUGACGAGGACGAGGAACGCGCUGGUGAAGGUGGGCUCGCAGCCGGAGAACCCCGACCCGGAGAGGAGCCGGUCCGCCCCGGAGACGGACCGGGCCCGGAAGAGGAGCGCCCGGUUCAACGUGGCCAUCCAGGUCGGGAGGCAGAGCUCCCGCACGUCGCUGUCCGAGGUGCUGAGCAGACAGGACGGCGAAGGAGCCAGGCAGACCCUGAGGAAGAGAAGUGCGGAGGCUCCACAGGGCGUGGCAAAUGAAGACGCAGAGAGCUCCACCAGACCCCAGGCCAGUUUUUCACGCUCAAAGUCCCAGAGUGCCUUGUGGAACGCCAUCACCGCGGGGAUGGGGAUCAAAGGCAAAGAACUGAAGCCCCCCCUGAGCGACCUGCGAAGUCCUGAAGAGAUUCUGGCCGACGAGCUUCCUGUCACAGAUCAACCCGACGCCACAGAGAAGACGGCCAUCAGGCGCAAGUACAAGAAGACGUCCCAGAGAUUAAGAUGUCUGGUGAAGCAGUUGGAGAGAGGAGAGGCUUCCCUCGCAGACCUCAAGAAAAACCUGGAGUAUGCGGCGGCGGUGCUGGAAUCCGUUUACGUCGAGGAGACGAGACGCUUGGUGGACACAGAGGAUGAGCUCAGCGACAUCCAGUCGGAAUCGGUGCCCUCAGAAGUGCGGGACUGGCUGGCCUCCACCUUCACUCGCCAGAUGGGCCUGAUGCUGCGGCGCAGUGAAGAAAAGCCGCGCUUCCGCAGCAUCGUCCACGCCGUCCAGGCUGGAAUAUUUGUUGAGAGGAUGUACCGACGUACCUCCAAUAUGGUGGGACUCAGCUACCCCGCUUCUGUCAUAUCUGUGCUUAAGAAUGUUGACAAGUGGUCGUUUGAUGUUUUCGCUCUAAAUGAGGCCAGUGGGGAUCAUGCACUCAAAUUCAUAUUCUACGAGUUACUCACACGAUACGACCUCAUUAACCGCUUCAAGAUCCCCAUCUCCGCAGUGGUGUCAUUCGUGGAGGCCCUGGAGGUGGGCUACAGCAAGCAUAAAAACCCCUACCACAACCUGAUGCACGCCGCUGACGUCACGCAGACUGUACAUUACUUGCUACUCAAGACUGGCAUGGUGCAUUGGUUGACUGAGCUGGAGAUCUUUGCCAUGAUCUUUGCGGCGGCAGUGCACGACUACGAGCACACGGGGACCACAAACAACUUCCACAUUCAGACAAGGUCGGACACGGCCAUCCUCUACAACGACCGCGCGGUGUUGGAGAGUCACCACGUCAGCGCAGCGUACCGCCUCCUGCAGGACGACGACGAGAUGAACAUCCUCUACAACCUGUCCAAGGACGACUGGAGAGAGCUGCGGGCUCUGGUGGUGGAGAUGGUGCUGGCUACAGAUAUGUCCUGUCAUUUCCAGCAGGUGAAGGCCAUGAAGAACUCCCUACAACAACCUGAGGGCAUUGACAAGCCCAAAGCCCUUUCCCUGCUGCUGCACACCGCAGACAUCAGCCACCCGGCCAAAAGAUGGGACCUCCACCAUCGUUGGACCACCUCCCUCCUGGAGGAGUUCUUCAGACAGGGGGACAAAGAAUCAGACCUCGGGCUUCCGUUCUCACCGCUCUGCGACCGAAAGUCAACAAUGGUGGCGCAGUCCCAGAUCGGGUUCAUCGACUUCAUCGUGGUGCCCACCUUCACCGUGCUGACGGACAUGAUGGAGCACAUCGUCACUCCGCUCAUCGACGAGGCCUCCCACUCCGGUCUCGCCGGCUUCCGCCGAUCAAGUCUGAACAGUCUCAGCUCGGAGGAGGUCAAGCGGCAGAGUGUGAAGAGCAUGGGCUCCGACAGCAGCUCGUCAGGCCAGAGCUCCCUGCUGACGCUGGACAUGAAGAACUUCAAGGCCCUGUGGAAUGAAGAGGUUUAUCAGAACAGGGAGAGGUGGAAAACGCAGGCCACUAAAGAGGCAGAGGAGAGGGCUAAAAAGGAGGAGGAGGAGCAAGUUCAGCAGGAGGACACUAUGGAGCCCCAGGAGGAACAAACGGAACCCGAACAGCCUGAACCAAAGGAGGACCAAUUGGAGGGGGAGGCGGCCGAGUCGGCAGAGGUCAGCACACCGCCGGACGGUAACACGGGGGAAACAGAGGAGGGAGAUCAGGCCGAGGGCGCCACACACAAGAGUCCGUCUCUGCACAACGGAGAGUUGUCUGAAGGAGCAGAAUCUACAGAGGAUGAAGAAAAUAAAAACAAAAGUGUCGAUGCAGAGGUAGCGAUGGACUAGUCGAGCUGCAGAUAAUCAACAGCAUCACGGGACCCUGAACCUGUUCUUCUAACUCGACUGGGGGGAGCUCGCCCAGACUCACUUCAGAGGGAAGGCCAUCAGUUGGACUGUGUCGCCCUCUUCAGGGCUUCAAGAAACUCACACCUUCACUUCCAUUUUUGUGUCCUAAUGACGACUAGUUUUUACUUUUCCUGUGUUUACACUCCAACGCUCUUGUAUGCAGAGUUUGUGGCUCCGCCCUCUCUGCUCAUCGAUGAAGACGAUACAGGAGAUUUAAUGAUCUUAAAGUGAUGAGGGGGGUUGAGAGGAGCCUUUUUAAAAGACUGACACUGAAAACGUUUUUUAGUUUGCCAAUCUUUUACCCAACACAUCCACAGACAUGUAGCCAUCGUACAAAUCUCUCCUUUUACUCUAUUUGUCUCUCUCCUUUGUUAGAUUUAAGUAUCACACAGUAAAAGCUGGUUUAUUUAGAAACAAAGUAUGUUACAGUCAUUUGUUUUUCGUCCUUUCAAAUUAAAACAGAAGUGCUUUUUAUUGUCGAAAAUGCAGGAUAAAUGCACAUGAAAAGGGACUUUUACAGCUGCCACACAGAAUGUAAACUGUCUUGGUUUGUGUUUAGUACAACGGGAUUAAAUUAACAAACCUACUCUAUAUAGAAAUAUUGUGCUUUAUAGGAUUUCCUGCUGGGAGUCUCAACCGAUCGAGAGACUACAGCAAAAAGCUUUUCAACACCAGUUGUCUCAUUUUUCCUCUUCACACGUUUACUUUCUCAGUGCUUUCCUCAGACGAUGUGCGUUUGUGUUCCCUGCAGUCAGGUUCCCUUUUGUUUUUGUGUGUCCUUGUCGUCUGCACUGUAAAUAUAUUUGUACAUGUAUGAAUCUGAGAAUGAGUAGAAAUCCUACGAUUCCACAAUCCCAAAAUCAAGAUUGUUUUGUCAUUACAUUAAGGAUGUAAUGUAAGAUAUUGUUGUGGAAAAUAUUCGAAUGCAACCCUUUGCAUUUCAGACAUAUCACACAUUCAAAUGCAUUGAAGAUAUUUUUUAAUAUUUAAAAUCUUUUUGUUUACCUUUUUUUUUGUUGUUGUUACAUUUGUUCUGCAUUUGUCCUUCAUGAAUCCUGCACUAGAUGUGUGUUAUAUCCUCACUGUGUGUGUGUGUGUGUGCGUGUGUUUCAUCUCUUCCUGGAAUCACUUCUUGUUCUCGAUGCCUUCUUACGUAUAUUGAAGCUGUAGCAACACAUCAGCGUCGCCGCUGAAUUAGAGCAAAAAAUCUCAGACAUGUUUCUGGUUUUCGUUUCGCGGCACAGUUAAGUCACGGCAGCUCCACAUCCUAUCGUUGGUGUAAUGUUGAAUGGACUUGUGUUUACAGUGUGCUCGUGCACCUAUUAGCCAGCUCGACCCAUCAGGCUUCUCGUGACGCAUCCGACGCUGAGUAAAAACUGUAUCUGCUUCUUGGUCGUUUGCCAGGUUUUUAAAGACUUGUAAUGUUGUGUAUUGAAGAUGCAAAUAUUGCUUACUGUGCAUAUGUAACAUAUUGAACCCCCCCUCCCGCAGCGCCGCUUCAGCUUAUGUUAUAAACCUAAAACACGGAAGUGGAAGAAGCAAAUCGGGGCAGUAUUUGCAUAAUUUAUAGGUGUGUUUUCCCUAAAAUUGUGCACUUUUAUUUUGAAAUUUCCCUAAAUGAACAGUGCCAGGACCACAUUCUUGGCAUAUUAUUUUAAAGGAUACAGUACACGUGUCUACUGCUACACAUUCUAAUAUGUAUAAUAUGCAUCGGGUUCAAAAAGGGUAAACAGUUUAACACCUGGAGCUUUGUAUAAAACUAUAGGAACCAACAAAUUAUUUUUUAACCUCUUUGUUUUAAUACACACUCCCCAUUUUUAUAUUAUAACAGGAACACUAGUACCGUGCUGGGAUCAAGCAGUUUGUCAUGCGAUGCUACUUUCUACCUAAAAUAUACAGUCGGUGGUUAGCAGGCCAGCUGGCUGAAUGUGUGCCUCUACGUGUACUCUCCGUUCCACAACUGUAGGAAAAACAAACUUUUAGUGGUGUCGUUGGAAUCUGUGCUGAUCCAGGAACAGUCCAACAAUCUAGUUAAUAUCUUCUUACAUUACUACACACUAAAGGAGUGUUGUGUAAACACUUUUAUUUUAGACACUGUUGGAAAAUAUGUUUGUAAAGUCAUGCUUUGAUGUUGCAGAAGUAUAGUAUUUAUAAUGAUAUAUUUUAUGGUAUAUUUAUUUUUAUUUUUCAUUCAGAAAAAAUCAGUUUUUCCGCUGUUUUGUGCUCGAUAGCGUUGUGUUUGUUUGUUUGUUUGUUUGUUUUUGUUCUACCCGACUGUUUUUCUCCCAUUUUGGACUCAAAGGACGCGAAUGUGAAACAGUCUUCGACAUGUAACUUCUUUCCCUUUUUCAUUUCGUCUCUCCUCUGUGUAUCUGUUCGAUGUCUUUGGCUCCACCAGCUUCGAACUCAGAAACAUUCAUAGUGGGUCAAAGGUCCCAACUGAGUUACUAUCAUAGAAAAUUACAAUUUAUCGUAAUAGAACAAAAACUAAACUUAGUGCAUCCUCACAACAGCCUGUGUGACGCUUGGUAAAGCAGCGUUUCCUGUACCAAGGGACCAACACGUGUACAGUCUCGUAGUUUGCUUUCACUUGCUGCUGUGACGGCCGACUGUGUGAAUAUUUAGCAGGAGUUAAUACCGACCGUAAUCAGAGACAUAGCUGUAUUUAUGACUUCUAAACGUGGUGUUUUGUAACGGUUACUAUGGAACACAUUCUUUGUUGUUUGUUUCUUGCUUUGUUUCCUCGUUUAGUCUGAAUUAAUCUCUGAUCUCAAACUGUUCUACUCACUGAGGUUAGAUGGAUGUAAAGCCUCUGUGUGUGUGUGAGAGAGAACGAGUGUGUGAGUGUGUAUGAGAGAGCGAGUGUGUGUGUGUGUGUGUGUGAGAGAGAGAGAGAGAGAGAGAGAGAGAGCGAGUGUGAGAGACAGUGUGUGUGUGUGUGUGGAACUGCUUGAAAAUUACUCAAUGUGCAUUUCUGAUCUCCUCACUGUGAUCUGCUCUAUCGAUGAGUGUGUGUGUGUGUUUGUGUGUGAGAGAGAGUGUGUGAUGCAGUGGACUGCAUGAAGCUGGGUAAACAAUUCUCACCACCAACAAAAUUGGAAAAAACAACAUCAGAUCAGUGUUUUUUAAACACCAAGUUCUCACAUUUUGUCAAAAUUACAACUGUGUCCACUGACCAGCAGAGUGGAGGAACACAAAAAUAUAAAACCUGAGGGUGGACAGGAGUGAGCCACCUCAGGUUUACCUUCUAUUCUCCGUAAGACAGAGUGAAUCCGAGUGAGUGAGUGUUUGUGUGUGCAUGCGUGUGUGUGUCACUGUCCUAUGCCGGCCAGGCGGCCGCGUGUGCCACCAUGCUCUGUGACUGCACAGUCGUAUCAAUAAAUCCGGACUCAAAGGGCUCA